AUGCCCAACCUGAUUUCAGCACAGCCCGUCGACGCCUGGCACCGAUCACUCUACCUCUACACAUUCACGCCUGUUACGAUGCAUUUCCUCCGCUCCGGCGUCCUGGCCGUCGUGGCUACUCUCGCCGCCGUCGCCCAGGGUGACUACUCCAUCGACCCGGAUAGCGUGCCGCUGAGCACUAGACAGGCCUGGUGCCGGAACGAGCAGACCACUUGCCCCAUCAUCUGCCAGCAGAUGGAGCCCCAGAAGACCCUUGUCAACACAUGCGAUCCCGAGACACUCACAUACGGCUGCCUGUGCGGCAACAACCAGCGGCCCAACGUGUCCGAGUACACCCUGACGCUGCCCUACUUUGUCUGCCAGGAAUGGGGCAACCAGUGCGUCAAGGCGUGCGGCAACGACAACAAGUGCGCCUCGGCCUGCCGCGAGAAGCACCCCUGCGGUGCCACCGACCCCAAGAAGUACACUUCGACGGCCUCGACGUCGACGCCCACGGCCACGACGACCGACGCCAACACCAUCUUCACGGCGCCGGGCGGCGGCAGCGGCUCGAGCAGCGACAAGAAGGGCGCGGCCGUGGCGCUCGAGGUCGGACAGGCGUACGGCCUGGUGAUGGUCAUGGCGGGCCUGUUCGCGGGCUUUGCUCUGCUGUAG
Molecule: messenger RNA, 654 nt
Organism: Purpureocillium lilacinum
Lineage: Eukaryota; Fungi; Ascomycota; Sordariomycetes; Hypocreales; Ophiocordycipitaceae
Source: RefSeq, a predicted model, not a curated record